Camponotus floridanus (Florida carpenter ant) is the source of this 1900-nucleotide messenger RNA. Its product is annotated as tetratricopeptide repeat protein 25-like. The transcript has 7 exons. Gene Ontology annotation, molecular function: protein binding. Bases 1 to 1830 code for a protein of 609 amino acids. NCBI's taxonomy places the organism in Eukaryota, Metazoa, Arthropoda, Insecta, Hymenoptera, Formicidae. The record is from RefSeq and is a predicted model, not a curated record.
AUGUCAGUGUCAAGGAGGGAAGAAGUUCCCGAAGUCUUCAGGGAGGCUAUUCUUUAUCGUGAAUGGGGCUAUCGACUGGCCAGUCUGGGCAGAUACCCCUUGGCUAUAGAUUAUUAUGAAAAAGCAUCUAAAUUGACCGAGGAUCUUAGAACGUUAAUCGGUCUCUGUAGAGCGCUCAUCAAAUACACGAGAUACGUUGCUGCGGAAAAAGUGUCGGAGAAAUGUAUGAAAAUAGAUCCCGGUCAUUACAAAGCGCGACAGGUGCGGAUGGAGACGCUUUUCCAGACCGGUGAGUUCGGUUCUAGCCUGGCUCACGCCUACGAAGGCAUGCGACGACAUGGGAUGACCUUUGAGCACGGCGUCUAUCAGGCGUACGAGACUAUUGAAGAUUGUAUCGGCCGGAAUACGUCGCCUAUGGCUCUGCUCUUAUUGUAUCCGUGGAUACGGCGGUUGUGCGAGCACCGUGAGCUUCUGAUAGGCAAGCUCGAGGUAGAGGAGGACGAGUUCAAAGGUAUCGAGAAGGAUCAGGCAAGAUUUAAAGUAAACGAUCCGGAAGUGCAACGUCAAGCGCGGAUGAAAAGGCUGCAACACGUCAUAGAGAAAAUGGAUAUGGGUUACUUGACGAACGAUAAGGAUUUUCUCCAAGAGAUUGUGAGCCAUCCGGAAACCGUGGCUUCGCCUAAUAAGAUCUCGACUGCCGAGCUACUCGCUCUCGCAAGUACGUGCCAUCGAAACGCGAUGAACCUGCAGGAACUUCUCCGAAUGAGACGACCGCUUUACAUUCUGCUCUUCCAGCGACGAAGGAUUCCGAAAGGGCGCAAAAUGAUGAUUGAACGCGAGCGAAAAUUGCGCAGGAACCUCAUCGUCGUGGAAGCGGAUUUUCUGUUGCGUCGCAUGCACGUCGCGAGGAUCAACAAGGAUUAUCCUAGCUUUUUCAGACUCGCCGAUCGCAUUAAGAAUAAAUUCGACUCGUACUCGAACAAGAUGUUUCCCCUGAAGCAAAAGUGUCUAGACGCGCUGUAUAAAAUGGUAGCGUGGGUGUACAUCGACACGCGUAAUUUGACAUGUCUGGACAACGAGGAACUAAAGACGAAAUACUUGAAACAUCACUUGGGAAUACGAGUCGCGAUAUUGCCACGAGACAGCGAUCUCGCGUGGAUGCCGACUGUGAAUCCAAAGGAGACGCUGAAGAUGUUUCGCAGGAGAUUAGCCAUGGCAUCCGCGCCUCUCGAGCUCGCCUGGGUGCAUCAUGAAUUUUGCAAGUUUCUCAUCGACAUUCACCGCUUCGACUUGGCCAGAUUCUACGCGAAGAAAGGCCGCGACAUAGCCCAGGAGAUGGGCUGCGAGGAGUGGGUCCUGAACGUCAAUCACCUAAUACUGCGGAUAGAGAUUCGUCAGAAUAAUCGGACCGAGGCGAAAGACGCGGCGGUUUUAGCGCUCGCGUGCACCAGAAAGCUCGGUAUCGAUUAUCUGAUAGAUUUCUAUGAAAGGGCCAUAAAAGCUGUAGACGAGUUGGACAUGGAACGGAUUGGCGACUUUGACGACGUCACCGCCAGGCAGCAGCUUAUCCUUGAGCUGAUGCCAAAGGAGAUGAAGGAGGAGGUGGACUUUCUGUGGCGGCGUAUGGACGUUGUGCCUGCCAAGAGACGACUUUCCGUCAUGCCCGGCUACAAGCCGAUCGAUCGAAAGUUCAAAAUGCCCUCCAUGCGAAGGACCAUAUUGCCCAGCCCGCCGAAGGACCCGGAAAGGGACGCCAGGAUCGCUCUGUUGAAGCAGUACGCCCCGUCUCUCAAGCGACCGGGAUACGUGAAUUUUGAGGAAUUCAGAUGAUCAAUUUUCAACGCGAAAACGCGUAUUUUUGUUGCAUUGUUCGCCCGGUAUUUUUCAUUUUACUUCCGAC